Messenger RNA from Culex quinquefasciatus (southern house mosquito), 3121 nucleotides. Its product is annotated as protein SON. Gene Ontology annotation, molecular function: RNA binding. Gene Ontology annotation, biological process: regulation of cell cycle; regulation of mRNA splicing, via spliceosome. NCBI's taxonomy places the organism in Eukaryota, Metazoa, Arthropoda, Insecta, Diptera, Culicidae. Bases 138 to 2945 code for a protein of 935 amino acids. The record is from RefSeq and is a predicted model, not a curated record. The transcript has 3 exons.
AGCAUUGAUCUGCCAGCAUAACAAACGCGAUUUUGACAGUUUGAGAAAAAUCAGUGCGAAAAAUAUCCAAUCGCGGAAAAUGCGGCUUAUGUUUUUCCCAAAUUUUGCGUUGUAAUUCGGUGAAAUUCCAGUAAAUAAUGAGUGAAAACGUCACGGUAAAGGAGGAAAAAUCCUCGCCCCUGCCAGCGGAACUUUUCCCGUUGAACAUCAAAAUUAAGCAGGAAAAGACGACCGAUUCCAGCAAGUCGGAAACGGUGGACAAGCUGUCGAUCGACCUGAAUUUGACCAACAUCUUUUCGGCUACGACGACGACUACCACGAGCAAUGCUGGAGCAACGGUAGCAACAACGACUACGGAUGAUACGCAGAAGGAGACAAAGUCGGUGGAACCGCUGAAAUCUUCGAACGAAAUUCUGACGGAACUGUUUAAGGUGUUUAACGCCGCGCCGCCGGAAAUCAUCGAGGACGAUUCCAACGACGGGGAGGAGGUUGCCGGGAAGAAGAAGAAACACAAAAAGCACAAGAAAAAGUCUAAGAAGAAGAAAAAGAAUGAAAACGGUGGAAGUGGAUCGUCGUCGGACUCGGAACCGGAAGAGGGCGAGAUUAAGCGGAAGGCGAAAAAGAUAAAGAAGGAAAAGGACAAAGAUAAGGAGCGGGACAAGUCGAAGCGGAAGAAGAGCAAGGAGAAGGAUAAGGUUAAGAAAGAGAAGGUGGAUGACGGGGGGAAGAAGGACGAGCGGGUGUCGGUCAAGACGGAAAUCACUUCCGUGGUGGUGAAGAAGGAACCGCGAGACGAUCGGUACGGUACGCGGGAAACGCGCGAGCGGGAUGAUCGGUACUCGUCGAGGGAUGCGAGGGACUUGAGGGAUGGUCGAGAUUUUAGAGAUUCUAGGGAUGUUCGAGACGUUAGGGAUAUCCGAGAUUCUAGAGAUAUUCGAGAUGCAAAGGACGGCUAUCAUCACAGUCACCACCACCAUCAUCAUCACGGAUCAACCUCCCGUGACGAUCACCACCCACGCAUCAAACAGGAGAAAGAUGAUCGUUCCUAUCGAGAUUCGGCUCGCGACAGGGAGAAGGAUCGCGAGCGAGAGCGAGACCGUGAACAGCGCGACCGCGAAAAAGAAGACCCGAAAUCCAAACCCCGCAUUCAAAUUAAAAGCUUAAAGGACAGUACAAUCUUCAAGGAGGCGGCUGCCGCGGCCUCCAGCUCCGGCAGUAGAGAGAGGCAACGCAGCAGGGAUCGGGAUCGUGACCGGACGACCUCGGAGGGCCGGUCCAAGUCGCGGGAGAUGCACCGCAGGCGGCGCUCAGACUCGGACUUUAGCAUGUCGGACGAAGAGACUUACGAGGAGGGCAAAGGAAGGUACUACGACUUUUACCAGAAAAAGUACAACUCGUUCUAUGCAAGCUAUCGGGACGAGGAGCGAUCGCGGAAGCGGAAGAGGAGCGAAGAUCGGGCCGGCGACAGAUAUCGCAAGUCGAGGUCAAAGUCGCGAUCGCGAUCGCCGCAGUUUGACAAACAAAAGCUGUUGGAGAUUGCGCGCAAGAAUGCGAUUACGAUGCUAAAGAAGGGAACGCUGCCGGGAGUGCAAGGGUUGGACAAGGAAUCGAAGGAAAAGCUGAUCAUGAAGAUGAAGAGCAGUGGAAAAACGAUCGAUGAGUUGACGAACUUCUGCAAGAAGAUUUCCGAGAAGGAAAACUUGAACGAACUUUCGAGCGUUUCGUCGGAGGACAGUGACCACGAUGCAGACGGCGGCUCGAAAGCGUUUCACCAUCCGUUUCAGCUCAAGGAUCACGGUCCGAUUGUGAUGAACAUCAAGAACUCGGUUCCGCUGCAGCCGAAAAGUGCCGAGCAGACGAAGGCGUUGCUGCUUCAAUAUCCCGUCUCAUCCGGGGCGCAGCACAGGAAAAUGGAGAACGAAUGGGUUCCGGUAGAACCGCCAACCCAGGCAGGACCCCUCGUUCCACUCUCGCGUCCGGAAAAGGCCACCCCGAAGAUUCCCAUUACGGCAAGCUUCGUUCCGCAAGCAGAAAAACAACAACCGGCGUACACUCCCGUUAAUCCCCCGCCGGGAAUUUCACCGGCCCUCUGCCAACCUGGCCCAUCAUCGGCACCAAUCCCGCCUUCAAUCGACAUCCCGAACGCCCUGCCAGCUCCACCACCAUCCUCAAAUCCCAUCGCCGACGCCGCCCUUCUCCCGGAAGUGUUCCCCAGCAACCCCGAGGGCAACAAGCUGGACGUCUCGACUAUCAUCUCCAACCGCCUCAACGCGAUGCGCAAACUCCAGGACAACCCCGCCGACGCCGAAGCCAUCAAGCUGCUGUACAACACCCAAAAGGACAUGUCCGCGUGGGCCUCCUCCAAGUUCACGCCUGGCCAGUUCCUCGGUUCGACCGGCGCCCAAGUCCUAACGCCACGUGAACUUGCCGAAGGCUACCAACCCUGGGUCACAAAGGACUCCAUGAAGCAAACCGCGCCCGUCACCGGCGGCAUGGGAAUGCACCUGCUCCAGAAGAUGGGUUGGGUCCCUGGCGAGGGUCUCGGCAAAGAAAAGAACGGCUCCCUCGAACCGCUCCUCCUCGAUGUCAAGCUGGACAAGCGCGGUCUCGUCGCCAGCGCCGAAGAACAUCAGCGCCAAAUCCAGAUCCAAGUCCAGCAGCAGCACAACGGCCGUGGCCGCCCCCGCUUCACCAACGUCAAAAUCAACGUCGACGGCAAACACCCCGUUUCGAUCCUGGGCGAGUACGCCAGCAAGCGGAAGUGGAACCCGCCGCGGUACGAUCUGGUGCACGAGAGUGGCCCCGGCCACGCCAAGAACUUUGUCUUCAAGGUGAUUGUGAACGGGCUGGAGUACCAGCCGGCCAUCUCGAACAACACCAAGAAGGACGCCAAAGCGACGGCGGCCCGGUUCUGUCUGCAGCAGCUGGGAAUUCUGCAGUCGUAAGGGGAGAGAGGUAAAAAGGUAAGUGUGCAACCCCUUUUUGCUUUUAGUCAUUUAAAAUGCAUCUCGGAUUGAGGAGGUGUGUGGCCGCAACACACUCAAUCACUCUAUUAUAUUUCAUAUAAAGGAUUUAUGAAAACAAGAUAAGUUUCUAAUAAACCCUAACUUAACUGUCUGAA